GCCGCACGCAGCCUUUGCAAGCCCACUGAAAGCAGUGGAACGGGAAGGCCGAUAGCUUUGCUGGUUACCGAGAGCUGGGCUUGAGCGGUAGCAUCUGAGCGGGAGUAUACCGGAAGAUCGAGAGCGGUACAAAGGCACACACGAGUCCUUUCCGUCGGAGCACCACACAUCACAUCAUCAGCUUUGGCUUGGUGUGGAAGGAAGCUCUCGGAGAGCGCAACGAGAGAAGACGGGGAGAGGGCGAAAGCACACGCAUCAUGUCGGAAUUCGCCGCACCAGAGGCGAAAGCAGAAUCCCCGCAAGAGGCGCCGGCGACCGCCCCCGCUCCCGCUCCCGCCCCAGAGUCUCGCAGGGGGCGCCAUGAUGUAAAGCAGGAGCACCUCGCCGUCCAGAACUUGGAAACUUUAGACCCGGCUGCCCUAACUCCGUUGACGCCGGAGGUCAUCAGCCGCCAAGCAACCAUCAACAUCGGUACCAUCGGACACGUGGCACACGGCAAGUCUACCGUGGUGAAGGCAAUCUCGGGAGUCCAGACUGUUCGCUUCAAGAAUGAGCUGGAGCGUAACAUCACCAUCAAGCUGGGGUACGCGAAUGCCAAGAUCUUCAAGGCUGUCGAGGGAGCCGUGCCGGGGCCAGGAAACUUCAGGUCGAAGGGGAGCCACCACGGCGACAGGUUUGAGGAGGACGGGAAGACGUGGGAGCUUCAGAGACACGUCUCCUUUGUGGACUGCCCGGGGCACGACAUCCUCAUGGCCACCAUGCUUAACGGCGCGGCGGUGAUGGACGCUGCGUUGCUGCUGGUAGCGGGGAAUGAGACGUGUCCGCAGCCGCAGACUAGCGAGCACCUUGCCGCCGUAGAGAUCAUGCGGCUCCAAAACAUCAUCAUCCUUCAAAACAAGGUGGACCUGGUGAAGCACGACCAGGCGAUGCUGCAGCACGAGCAGAUCCGCAAGUUCGUCGCCGGCACCGUGGCGGACGAUGCGCCCGUCAUCCCCAUCAGCGCCGUUCUCAAGUACAACAUUGACGUGGUGUGCGAGUACAUCAACUGCAAGAUUCCCAUCCCGGUGCGGGACUUCACGAGCGUGCCGCGGCUCAUCAUCAUCCGAUCUUUCGACGUAAACAAGCCCGGCGAGGAGGUGGAGCACCUCAGGGGAGGUGUUGCGGGUGGUUCGAUCGUUCAGGGCGUGCUGCGGGUAGGGGAUGAGAUCGAGGUCCGCCCGGGCAUCGUCACUAAAGACCCCGAGGGGAACGUUAGGUGCGAGCCGAUCUUCUCGAAGAUCUUGUCUCUGUACGCGGAGCAGAACGACCUCAAGUUCGCGGUGCCCGGCGGGCUUAUCGGAGUGGGAACCAGGGUGGACCCGACGCUCACACGGGCGGACCGGCUGGUUGGGCAGGUGCUCGGGCUUAAGGGUAACCUACCGGACGUGUUUACGGAGGUGGAGAUCAGCUUCUACCUCCUCCGGCGUCUGUUGGGAGUUAAGACGCAGGAGGGCGGCAAGCAGGCCAAGGUGCAAAAGCUUCAGAGGCAGGAGAUCUUGAUGGUCAACAUCGGAUCCACGGCCUCGGGGGGCAAGGUGCUGGCGGUCAAGCAGGACCUGGCUAAGAUUCUCCUGACGCAGCCGGUCUGCACGCAGGAAGGAGAGAAGAUCGCGCUCUCGCGGCGUGUGGACAAGCACUGGCGUCUGAUUGGCUGGGGGCAGAUCAGGCGGGGGAACAAGAUCGAGAUCCAGGAACCAGCAAAGUAGAUAAUCUAAUUUAGGAAUUUUGGGGGUUUGCCGCAUCGUUGGGGGCUACACGUGGCGGGGGGGCGGGGCGGGUCAUAUGCGGGGUAAAUCGCCGGAGAAGAGAGGGUAAAGAGAUGACCUACGUUGAGCAUCGAGGCGGCAAAUGGAUCUUUGCAGAGAUCCCUUCUCAUUCCGCCGCGUGUUUGUUUGUUCCCCUUUCUCUGCUCCGACCGGUCGAAUGUCUUGCACUCGACUUGCCUGCUGCCAUUGUUUUGUUCCCACUCUGGUCGUGUCAGUCUCUCUCUUCUAUGUCGCAGCGCGAGUUACGUCUCUUAGGCGAGAGUGUGUUGUCGUCCUGUCUGUCGGACCCCUCGUCUCGAGCGUGUGCGCGGGAGACUGACUGCGUACCCCUUCUUCUUCGCUCACAAGCAGAGUGCGUUGCGGAGGCAAAUGCUCGAUUUUGGCGUGCGUGGUGUUUCGAUGUACCCUGUUCCGAGCAUGUUCCCUCUCCGCUACCGUAGCAUGUCGUCGGCGCUUGUUCUGGAAGCAAGUAAUACUUCUCAGGAAAGCUCUCGACGAGAUAUUUCCAAAACCGCCCUUUCCGACAGUGGUAACCUCCUGGUUGCGGAGAAUUUACGCUUUGAAGAUAGCUUGCACCCCUGUGCUCUAGCUGACCCGCAACCUUACGGUGAUCCGAGUAGGUCCUCGAGCGCCGCGCGGGUUACCCGACGACGUCUCAUGAGGGUGAGUGUGCUGUGCCGCUUCGUGGGCUUGUCAGUUACGGACUGUCUCGUGAAGUUAAUUUCGCCGCCUCUCUUCGGUCAAGAAGGAAAAGAUUUCCCAGGCGACCUAGAGCGUGUUCGUGUCUAGAUUCCGCGAAACGGAACAUGCGGCGCGGCGGGUGGGGCUUCACUUCAGUUCAUUUGGGCCCCCGCUCAGUUCUGUAGGGUUAACCCUCCUUAGAAGAAAGAAGGGCGUUCUUUUUUUCGGUUUCCUUCUCGUGCUUGUUUUCGGUUGCCUGUCAUGCCCGUUCUGAAUCGCUGAAGAGUAUCACAGUAUCCGUUCUCUAGAUCUAUCUUUGGUGAUGAAACGGUGUUUUUUGGCCUUCCCUCGCCUGCUUGUUAGUCAAUCUUGUUUAUCUUGUCUGUUGCUCGAACGAGACUCGCGGCUUGGUUGAGCUGGGGCUAGGGAAUCACUCCCGGUGGCUUUGCAAUAGGGUGACGUGGAUUUGCCCUCGUGGCUCGCUCAUCAUGCCCCAUCUCGCGAGUAUGGGUCGUUCUCUCACGCGUGCUUUUGGUGUUGUAUAAGAUCGCAGGAAUCGGUUUGAGGCUCAAAAAAAAACCGAUAACAUCAAACACGACCAACUAUUACGGUGGAACAUAGU
Ectocarpus sp. CCAP 1310/34 is the source of this 3108-nucleotide messenger RNA. The record is from the annotation of a GenBank genome assembly. Lineage: Eukaryota; Phaeophyceae; Ectocarpales; Ectocarpaceae.